UUGGGCAUCGCAGUUGUCAUUUGCUUCCAGAACGUUCCAUGCCAAACGUGUUUGUUGUGUAUUUUGCUUUCUCUGGUGCUCGGGUAGUUUUUCGCUGAAAAUAUAGCUAAAAAGCUUGCUCUAUAGCCAAAGCACGAACCAGCAAGCGCACGACAAAACUGAAGAAAUUUUUGAAAGAAAGAAAAUGGCUUCUCCGGCCGGAUAUGGCGCCCUGCUCGAGUGCCCAUACAACAAGUCGCAUAGGGUGCAGGCAACGGCCAUGGCACGGCAUUUGUACAAAUGCCGCAAGAUGUACCCAGACACGCAGUUUGUAACCUGUCCGUUUAAUCAUGCUCACAAAAUCGCGGAGCCCGAGCUUAAGAUGCACACUGCCACUUGCGAGGAUCGGGCCAAUUUCGACAUGUACAAAUACUGUAUAACAACGGCAGCGGCUACCCAUACCUCAGAAACUCAGGAACCGGAGCUCAUCUACAAUAAUGAUGAUCCCAUAGCACCGAAAAAGGUUCAGGACGAUGACGAAUGUUGGGAUGAUUUACGCAUUCCAGCGUACAACCCACAGGAAUACUGUGCUACUGCGAAAAUUAUUCGUAAGGCUACACUAAAGACUCCCGCGGAGAAACGGGCCUUUUAUGAGCAGGAAAUUCAACGUCACAAAGAGCUGGAAACAAAAAUAAAGCAAGAAAGUGAAGCUGGUAGUAGUUCGCGAUCUCGUUCCAGAUCACGAUCAGGGUCUCGUUUUCGUCGCGCGAGAGCUAAACGAUCGAGAUCUCGAUCUCGCCAUAGGUCUCCACUACCGAUCCGUUCCCGGCGGUCGCGAUCGAAUUCACGAAAAUCUCGUUCGCUGUCUCCAGCGCGUGAUCGCAAGCGUAGGCGAUCCCGGUCGAUAGAGGAACGCGUCGUUCGUAGACGCUCGCCAUCACCACUGGCGGCUGUUAGACGUGAGCGGGCGGCCCUGGAUCGCUACGAACGGGAACGUGCCGACCGGGAGCGUUACGCACGGGCGUACGAUCGGUACGAGUAUCAGUACGCAUCCCGUUAUGACAGUUAUUCACGGUAUCCGCCUCCCGAGCGGUAUGCACCGAGGUACGACUAUCACGAACGAUACCCAGUCGCCGGAAGCAGCUACGAACGGGAACGGCGCAUCAGUCGGCGCGAUUCGCGGGAUCGUGAGGACGAAGAGCACAUUUACCGGCGAGAUUUCAGAGAUUGAAAUGAUCAAAGAAUCUAGCUUACGAUUAUAUUCUCCAUUUUUUUCUAAUUUAACGAUAAUUACCGUAGCGCUUAUUGUGAAUGUAUACUUUUAUAACAGUUCACUUGAAAAUAAAUGCAAGUGGAAAUUUACGAUCAUGAGCAACAAUUAUAGAUUAGACGUAAUCUUGCUUGUAGGAAUUCAUUCUGUCAAUAAAGUAUAAUCGUUGCAUGGAUGGAAAAAUGUGUUGUU
Messenger RNA from Topomyia yanbarensis, 1441 nucleotides. Its product is annotated as arginine/serine-rich protein PNISR-like. NCBI's taxonomy places the organism in Eukaryota, Metazoa, Arthropoda, Insecta, Diptera, Culicidae. The transcript has 2 exons. Bases 185 to 1210 code for a protein of 341 amino acids. The record is from RefSeq and is a predicted model, not a curated record.